AUGGGUCAUCGUAGGCCCAAACUCAUUAUGAAGCGGUUGCCUGAUAAUUAUCUUAAAAGCGCCGGUGAAUCCAGAAGUCUCUGGUACUUCUGCGUGGCGAGUUCCCCGUCUUUCCACAUCUCCGUGUCGAGUCCUCUCUCGAAAUGUCUUGUUUCUCCGUCUUUCUUGGGACAUACGGUUAAAAACGCCGUCGUUACGGUUCCCGCUUAUUUUAAUGACUCGCAAAGACAAGCGACUAAGGACGCGGGUUCGAUCUCGGGGUUAAACGUUUUGAGGAUAAUUAAUGAACCAACCGCUGCUGCUAUUGCUUACGGUUUAGAUAAAAAGGGGACGCAAACCGGUGAGAGGAACGUUUUGAUAUUCGAUCUUGGCGGUGGAACGUUUGAUGUUUCUUUGUUGACUAUUGAAGAAGGUGUGUUUGAAGUCAAAGCUACUGCUGGUGAUACUCAUCUCGGAGGUGAAGACUUUGACAAUAGACUAGUGAACCAUUUCGUUGCGGAGUUUAGGAGGAAACACAAGAAGGAUAUAAGCGGGAACGCUAGAGCGUUGAGGAGGUUGAGAACGGCGUGUGAGCGUGCUAAAAGGACGCUUUCUUCAACGGCACAGACCACUAUAGAGAUUGAUUCAUUACACGAAGGUGUUGACUUCUACGCGACGAUAUCACGCGCGAGGUUUGAGGAGAUGAACAUGGAUUUGUUCAGGAAGUGUAUGGAUCCCGUUGAGAAGGUUUUGAGGGAUGCCAAGAUUGAUAAGAACCGUGUUCACGAGGUGGUUCUUGUUGGAGGUUCGACGAGGAUUCCGAAGAUUCAGCAGCUUUUGCAGGAUUUUUUUAACGGGAAGGAGCUUUGUAAGAGUAUAAACCCUGAUGAAGCUGUUGCUUAUGGAGCCGCUGAUAAGACGGCUGGUGUGAAGAAUCAGAUCACGAUCACGAAUGAUAAAGGGAGGUUAAGUAAAGAGGAGAUUGAGAAGAUGGUGCAGGAUGCGGAGAAGUAUAAGGCGGAGGAUGAGCAGGUGAAGAAGAGAGUGGAGGCUAAGAACUCGCUUGAGAAUUAUGCUUAUAAUAUGAGGAACACUGUUAAGGAUGAGAAGCUUGCGCAGAAGCUGGAUCAGGAAGAUAAGGGGAAGAUUGAGAAGGCGGUUGAUGAGACUAUUGAGUGGAUUGAAGGGAAUCAGUUGGCGGAGGUUGAUGAGUUUGAGUAUAAGUUGAAAGAACUUGAGGGGAUUUGUAGUCCGAUUAUCUCGAAGAUGUAUCAGGGAGGAGGUGGUGGUGGAGUUCCUAAUGAAGGUAUGCCUGGAGACGGUGCAGCAGGUGGCUCUGGUGGUGGUGCUGGUCCAAAGAUAGAAGAGGUUGAUUAG
Eruca vesicaria subsp. sativa (arugula) is the source of this 1356-nucleotide messenger RNA. The record is from the annotation of a GenBank genome assembly. NCBI's taxonomy places the organism in Eukaryota, Viridiplantae, Streptophyta, Magnoliopsida, Brassicales, Brassicaceae.